AUGCCUAUAACAUUCUACCCUAAUGAAAUACAGGCCCAACCUUUCGCUACGGGGGUAGGCCAACGUCGCUCAGGGCAAGAACUUCUCAAAGUCGCAUGUCCAAACCAAUACAAGAAAUUUGACGAACUUUUGCAGACCUCCUUUACUGGACAGGAAGAAAUCAUAGCACAGACCAACGGCUUCGUUGAAACGCUUGUUUCAGCGUAUAAUCAACAUCUUUGCUUGAUCAUUCGCCCCGAUGAUGUGUGGGCUGCUAUCCUUGUCCAAUUUAACUUCUUCGUGAACGCCAAUAGCGAUAAACUGCGUUCCCAUUUCGUGGCCCAUGAGGAGAAAAAGACCCUCGUCGUGGUUGCGGCAGGAAGUCGUUAUACGGUGGACUUUGGUGAAAUGUCGGUUGAAAUGACUCAAAAGAUACACGAAAACGUCGUGGAUCCUAGCCUUCGCGACUGGAUCCUUCCUACAUUUUCCACAACGACCGCAAACGACACAGUCAUUUUCGCUGUUCUCAUGAUGGCGACGAUGAAGAAAUACUUCAAAUAUGUGUUCCAGCUCCGUUGUGGGUUGCCGCAGGUGACACUUGAAGGGGAAAAGUCGGACUGGGAGGCUAUUCUUGGAAGAUUAGAAAAGCUAAAAGAGUACGGACUCGAGACGACUGCGUGGUAUCACCUCCUUAAGCCGGUCAUUUCCAAGUUCGUCAGCGCAUUCGACGACCCAAAUGGAAGGGAUAACCUUGAAUUUUGGACGCGCGUUUGCCAUCGGGAUGGAGGAGGAAGCGGUCCUACCUACCUCGGGGGCUGGGUCACAGCUUUUUGCGUGUUCGACGAGGACGGGAAGUGGAUCGGGCCCCAACUAAAUCAUAACGCUUUGCCAAAUGUCGACCCCGCAUCCCUCUCCGCAGAAGACUUUUUCAAAAUUUAUACGAAGGAAACCCGUUUUCGCAAUCAGCGCCAGGCCGCACUGGUGCUCGACGGGUCACCAUACCACCUUGUCGACAGCCAAAAAAUUCCGUCUGGAUUUACGGAGGUGGAUGUUCUCGUUGAUGACAACGGCCAACUGUUCCCAUCCAUGAUGACCGUCGGUCUGAUUGGAAUGCAGGUCUGUUCCAGCGGCGAUCAAAAAAGGUCGGCUACUGGGGAGCGAGAUACCGUCAAACCGAUUGCGGGAUGGUGGCUAUUCGUCAAGAUUUCUGAUGAAAACGAGCGCGAGGAGGCGAAGAAAACAAUGAAAGAGAACUCGAGUCCAAUGCCACCGUUCCUUUCCCCACUUGACGUUCGCCUCUACUGGGUUGGACUCGUGACGUCUACGGGAUGGCGCCAUAUGGGUGCUUUGGACUCUUAUUUCAUCAAUGGGAGACCUAAUGAACAAGGGUUCAGCUCAUCGUCUGACCCGAGUCCCGCCACCGGACUCACGCCAACCGGGACAGUCAAUGGCCACGAAAUCGAGGAGGGAAACUUUGAAAACCAAACAAACAAGCCAAGCGGAACAAGAUCCAAAGAACUAUCCACAGGGUCAAAACCUUUCAACCACCUGCCAGAAGAACUAAUCAACGAGAUAUUCCUCCACUGCGCCUCCUCGCCAAUUGAGAUCUGUGGCGACCCACCCUGCACUCCGUGGUCCCUCGCACAAGUAAGCCAGCGCUGGCGCACGAUCGCGCUAUCCGAACCCAACCUCUGGACAUCCAUAACUGUAGACCUAGACUGGCAACCCGCCGCCUGGCUGAACCAGCGCACAGACGCAUUGCUCAACUUUUUUCGAGGGUGCCUUCACCGAUCUCGUGACAGGCCCUUGCAUCUACGUGUUAAGGCUUUCCAGCGUAUUCACCCCCUUCUUUUCCCACUUACCGACCUCUGCUUGGCUGAAGCUCAUCGAUGGCAGACGGUGUCGCUUCAUUUUUCUUUAUCCCCGUUCAUGGCCAAGCUUGAGAAGAGUCGGGGACGACUUUCCCUGCUAAAGGCUCUCAGCUUGACUCACGAGUACCGCCCUGCGUUCGCAAUAACCGCUUUCGUAGCAUCCCCCCAACUCACCCACCUCACCCUCUGCAAACUCCAUCACCCAACCAGUUCGUUAAAGGUCCCCUGGAACCAAAUAACGCACUUUGAAUCCAACCUACUUCAGUACAGACAAGGAGAACUCGACCAAAUCCUAACGAACAUGCCUCUCCUCGAAGAGCUUAAAGUGGUUUGCGGGAUAUCACUAUCAUCAACGACGGAUCACAACGCAACCGUCGAAAUUAUCUCCCUACCCAACAUCCGCUCAUUCCAUGUCUCAGGACACGAAGAAGCCCUCAACCAGAUCCUCAACCUACUCCACACACCCAGCCUCAAACACUUUGCUAUAGAAACCAUGGAAAACGGAACGCGCUUGUCGGAUCUCGUCGUCUCGGCUUUUUUAGGCCUGCACCACAGAUCACAGUUCACGCUCGACUCUCUAUCCAUCGACAAACUACCCGUACAGAGUACAGUCCGGAUCCUCGACCUCGUCCCGAGCAUCACGCACCUCUCCGUUCAGAGCCGAGGCGUCACAGAGCUCUUACCAACAUACCUCACAUUAAACCGUGAGGCACCCAUCACCACUGCAAGGAGACCAUACCACCAAGAAUGGGGUUCACAGAGCAGGUUCUUCCUAGUGCCCAAUUUACGAAAUUUGGUCAUGGAAGAUCUAUACACGUUCGCAGACUCCGCAACGCUCGCUUCGUCCGCAAACACGUUAUUGAAGAUGGUCAAGUCGCGAUUAAACCCCGAAGGAGACUCGGAGGGUCGCUUGGAAUCGGUCAGCAUCGUGGCCCUUCUUGCCGUUGGGUUGUCCGAUGCUGAUAUGUUGGCGUUUGAUGUGUUGACGGAGUUUGGGGGGGCGCAGAGGGUCAAGAUGGAUGUGGAUGUGAGGCGGAAGGGUGGUACCCUGCAUAAUUUGACGUCUCUGCGUAGCGCGAAUUGA
Laccaria bicolor S238N-H82 is the source of this 2934-nucleotide messenger RNA. RefSeq lists its product as uncharacterized. The transcript is spliced from 6 exons. Gene Ontology annotation, molecular function: protein binding. The record is from RefSeq and is a predicted model, not a curated record. The coding region runs from base 1 to 2934 and encodes 977 amino acids. Lineage: Eukaryota; Fungi; Basidiomycota; Agaricomycetes; Agaricales; Hydnangiaceae.